This is a messenger RNA of Manis pentadactyla (Chinese pangolin), 1628 nucleotides long. It is a transcript of the gene CASTOR1, whose product is annotated as cytosolic arginine sensor for mTORC1 subunit 1. Gene Ontology annotation, cellular component: cytosol. NCBI's taxonomy places the organism in Eukaryota, Metazoa, Chordata, Mammalia, Pholidota, Manidae. Gene Ontology annotation, biological process: negative regulation of TORC1 signaling; cellular response to L-arginine. Gene Ontology annotation, molecular function: arginine binding. The coding region runs from base 163 to 1482 and encodes 439 amino acids. The transcript is spliced from 9 exons. The record is from RefSeq and is a predicted model, not a curated record.
GGAGCGGGACUCCGCGCGGGGCUGGGCUGGUCCGCGGCGUAGCCGGCGGCGUGGACGCUGCCACGGAGCGGUUCCUUUAAGCCCUCGGUACCGCCCCCGCCGCCUCGUCCGCUGAGCGGCCUGGGUCCAGUUGGCGGCGGGGUCGGGUCUGCGCGGGCCGCGAUGGAGCUGCACAUCCUAGAGCACCGGGUGCGGGUGCUGAGCCUCGCCCGCCCCGGUCUCUGGCUCUACACCCACCCACUCAUCAAGCUGCUCUUCCUGCCCCGCCGUAGCCGGUGCAAAUUCUUCAGCCUGACGGAGACCCCCGAGGAUUACACGCUCAUGGUGGACGAGGAGGGCUUCAAAGAACUGCCCCCAUCUGAGUUCCUGCAAGUGGCUGAGGCCACGUGGCUGGUGCUGAAUGUGUCAUCACACAGCGGUGCAACAGUGCAGGCUGCUGGGGUCACCAAGAUUGCCCGCUCAGUCAUCGCCCCACUGGCCGAGCACCAUGUGUCUGUGCUGAUGCUGUCCACUUACCAGACGGACUUCAUCUUGGUGCGGGAGCAGGACCUGUCCGUGGUGAUCCACACACUGGCCCAGGAGUUUGACAUUUACCGAGAAGUGGGUGGGGAGCCUGUGCCUGUUGCCAGGGAUGAUUCCAGCAAUGGCUUUCCCCGUGCUCAGCAUGCAGGGCCCAGUCCCACUGUGCAUCCCAUCCAGAGCCCACAAAACCGCUUUUGUGUCCUCACAUUGGACCCCGAGACACUGCCAGCCAUCGCCACCACCCUCAUUGAUGUCCUCUUCUACUCGUACAGUGCUCCCAAGGAAGCAGCUUCUGGCAGUCCUGGUCCCAGCUGCAUCACGUUCUUUGCAUUUUCCCUCAUCGAGGGCUACAUCUCCAUCGUCAUGGAUGCUGAGACCCAGAAGAAGUUCCCCAGCGACCUCCUGCUGACGAGCUCCUCGGGAGAGCUGUGGAGGAUGAUGAAUGUGGCAUUGUGGCCCAGAUCGCAGGACCUCUGGCUGCGGCUGACAUCUCUGCUUACUACAUCAGCACCUUCAACUUUGACCACGCCCUGGUGCCCGAGGACGGUAUCAGCAGUGUCAUUGAGGUCCUCCGGCGACGGCAAGAGGGCCAGGGCUCCUAAGGCUCACAGGGAGCAGCUUCCAUGUUCUCCCUUCAUCCCCAGGCUUCCAGAGACUUCUCUAAGCUAUUUUCUCAAGCUCUGGGACAAGUCCUCUUGCCCCCUGCCCCCUGCCCCCUGUUCCUGCUGGUGGACCCCUCCUUCCACUCUGUACAUAAACUAUGUGCAGGCACUGGCUCUCACAUGGACAUGCGUGUCUGCCCACAUGGGAACACGGUGCUCUGGGCUUCCUCCAGGAAGCCCUCAACCCAUCGCUCUCUGUGCAGCCUCGGCAUUUGCACGUUCCCUGCCUGAGGCCCAAGCCAUCCCCCCUUCUCAGAGCCCUGGGUACCAGGUAACUGGUACCUGGAUAGGGCCCUAACUUCCGUUCUGCCUCUGGCUGGGGUACCAGCCCUGGCCAAGUAAGUUCUGACAGCGCCUCACCUUCCUGGGGCCUCCAAGAAAAGUAUUUUUACAUUUCUUUUCUCUCUUUUUUAAAUGACUUGUUAAUAAAGGGCUUAUAGUGAC